UUCAGUUCUGAGAAUCAGAAGCAUUUACAGGAACUCUGUGAGAAGAGGCAGAGCGACAGGAAGCAGCUGACUACUGUCUGAAGAUGGGUGUUUGUGCGGAAGAGGAAAACAAGGACGGAGAGCCAUCUUCAGGGCUGAGCUGUGUGUCUUUGAAGAGUCAGCAGUCCAUGGGACACCCUGUGUUGUUCGCGCCUCCUUCACACAAACAAGGUUACUGCGGAGCCUGGGUGGUGUUCAGAAGUCUGUCUGUGACGAGUGACUGCUGCUGCCACGAUUCCCCUACAGACUCAAAAAGGAAGAGUUGUGGUGGUGAGAAAGAGGAAGAGACAUUGUCCAUCUGUGUCCAAAGUUUCAUCCUUUCACACUGGGACCAGUCUGGUUCAUCUGCUGGGCGGCAGACACCCAGUCACAGCUGCACUGUAGGAAUUUUAUGGGAAGUUUCACUUGAAAGUAAGAUUGGUCUGAAGAGGAAAUGUGAACGUGUGAUUGAAGGAACUGAUCAAACAGGAAGUGGAACCAUACUCAACAAGAUCUACAUUGAGCUCUACAUCUUAGAGGGACAGAGCGAGGACGUUAAUACCCAACAUGAGGUGAGGCAGCUUGAGACAAUGUCCAAGAUGGAGGUCAUCCAUGACUCUCCAAUCAAGUGCCGCAACAUCUUUAAAGCCUCACCUGGACAACCGAAACACAUCAGGGUUGUUCUGACGAUCGGCAUCGCUGGCAUUGGAAAAACUUUCUCGGUGCAGAAGUUCUGUCUGGACUGGGCCGAGGGUUUGGAAAACCAAGAUAUCAGUCUGGUGAUACCGCUUUCAUUCAGGGAGCUGAACUUGAUCAAAGAUGUGCAGUACAGUCUUCUCGAACUGCUCCGUGUUUUCCAUCCAUCAUUACAGAAGCUCACAGCAGAGCAGCUCGCAGGCUCUAAAGUUCUCUUCAUCUUUGACGGCCUGGAUGAAAGCAGAAUAUCACUGGAUUUCAACAACAACGAGCAUGUGUCUGACAUCACACAGAAGUCAUCGAUCAACGUGCUGUUGACCAACCUCAUCGAGGGGAAGCUGCUUCCCUCGGCGCUCGUCUGGAUAACUUCCCGACCUGCAGCAGCCAAUCAGAUCCCUGCCGCGUGUGUUGACAGGGUGACAGAAGUACGAGGCUUCGCUGACGCCCAGAAGGAGGAGUACUUCAGGAAGAGAGUCAGCGAUGAAGAGCUGUCCAGCAGAAUCAUCUCCCACAUCAAGACAUCCAGGAGCCUCCACAUCAUGUGUCGGAUCCCAGUCUUCUGCUGGAUCACUGCUACAGUUCUGGACCACAUGUUGACUACAGACCAGAGAGAAGAACUGCCCAAGACCCUGACUGACAUGUUUUCACACUUCCUGCUGGUUCAGACAAACAGGAAUAAGCAGAAGUAUGCUGAGGGACAUGAGACAAGUCCACAGGAGCUGACGGAGGCUGACAGGGCAGUUCUUCUGAAGCUGGGGAGGCUGGCAUUUGAACAGCUGCAGAAUGGAAACAUCAUGUUUUUCCAAGAAGACAUCGAGCACUGUGGUCUGGAGGUCACAGAGGCCUCUGUGUACUCAGGAGUUUGUACACAGAUCUUUAAAAGAGAGACUGUGAUCUUCAAGAAAACAGUCUACUGCUUCGUUCAUCUGAGCGUUCAGGAGUUUCUUGCUGCGGUCUACAUUUUUCAUUGUCACACAAACAGGGAUUACGAGACACUGGAGUCAUUUCUGGGGAAAGCAUGGGGUAGGUAUCGUAGCUGUGACCCAUCUUUGGAAACGUUCCUGAGGAAAGCCAUGGACGAAUCUCUGGAGAGCAAAAAUGGCCACCUGGACCUGUUUGUCCGCUUCCUGCAUGGCCUUUCACUUGAGUUGAAUCAGAGACUCUUAGGAGGCCUUUUAGGUCAGACAGAGAACAGUCAAGAAAGCAUCCAGAAAGUAAUCCACAAUCUAAAGGAGAUGAGCACCUACGACAUCUCUCCCGACAGAGGCAUCAACGUCUUCCACUGUCUGAUGGAGAUGAAUGAUGGCUCAGUGCAUCAGGAGAUCCAAAAGUACCUGAAGUCAGAGAACAAAUCAGAGACACAACUCACGGAGAUCCAUUGCUCAGCUCUGGCUUUCAUGCUGCAGAUGUCAGAUGAAGUUCUUGAUGUACUAGACAUGAAGGAAUACAGGACGUCAGAGGAGGGGCGACUUAGACUGCUCCCAGCUGUCAGGAAUUGCAGAAUGGCUCGACUGUCCUGUGGUCGACUUUUUGAUACUCACUGUGAAGUUUUGGCCUCGGCUCUUAAGUCCAACCCCUCCCAUUUGAGAGAGUUGGACCUGAGUGACAACAAGCUGCAGGAUUCAGGGGUGAAGCUGCUGUCUGCUGGACUGGAGAGUCCACACUGUAGACUGAAGAAUCUCAGAUUAAGUGACUGCUGGCUGUCAGAGAGCUGCUGUUCUUCUCUGGCCUCAGCGCUGAAAUGCAACCACUCCCCUCUGAGAGAGCUGGACCUGAGUAACAACAAACUGCAGGAUACAGGAGUGAAGCUGCUGUCUGCUGGACUGGAAAGUCCACUUUGUAGGCUGGAGACUCUCAGUUUGAAGCACUGCAGCUUGACAGAGAGCAGCUGUUCUUCUCUGGCUGCGGUUCUCAAGUCCAACACCUCCAACCUGAGAGAGCUGGACCUGAGUUACAACAAACUACAGGAUUCAGGAGUGAAGCUGCUAUCUGCUGGACUGGAGAGUCAAUACUGUAGCUUGGAGACUCUAAGACUAAGUUUCUGCAGUUUGUCAAAGAGCAGCUGUAGUUUCUUAAACUCAGCUCUGCAGUCCAACCCCUCACAUCUGAGGGAGCUGGACCUGAGUGACAAUAAGCUGCAGGAUUCAGGAGUAAAGCUGCUUUCUGCUGGACUGGAGAGUCCACACUGGAGAUUGGAGACUCUCAGGGUGACUUAAACCUUGACCGCAGCGGAGAGCUUUGAAAUAUCCCUACGGUCUACGACACUGAAAAGAAGCUUCAGAUCUGUGGUUGGUCUCUUUGGCAGCUCACCGUCUCACCGUGUGUGUCUCCGACUCUCUCUGCAGGUUUGGUUUCUGCUGCUCUCUGCCGACACAACUCCCAAUAUCUUCACAUCCGACAGUAGUUCUGAGAGAAUUAAAAUCUCUUCAUGCACCUUUAUAGUGUGUGUGUGUGUGUGUGUGUGUGUGUGUGUGUGUGUGUGUGUGUGUGUGUGUGUGUGUGUGUGUGUGUAUGUGUGUGUAUAUGUGUGUACGUGUGUGUGUGUCUCCGACUCUCUCUGUAGGUUUGGUUUCAUCUGCUCUCUGCCGACACAACUCCCAAUAUCUAACCAUCCGACAGUAGUUCUGAGACAAUUAGAAUCUCUUCAUGCACCUUUAUAGUGAGUGUGUGUGUGUGUGUGUGUGUGUGUGUGUGUGUGUGUGUGUGUGUGUGUGUGUGUGUGUGUGUGUGUGUGUGAAGGAUGUGGUUAGCUUAGCUGAGCAUAAAGACAGGAAGCAGGUGACUCAUUUCUGAUAUGAACUGUCUGUCUCCUCUCACAGAAUGACUGCAGAGGAGACACAACGUUAAAGUAAAUUCCCCCACAAACCUCUCUGUCAUCUUCGUGUGAUAAACAUGUGUUGAUCAUUUACUUUAUAUUUUAGACUACUUCUACUCCACUGCAUCUCAGAGUGAAAUAUUGGACAUUUUACCUUUAUUGUUUUCUACUUAUUUUGCCCCAGAGAGUCUCCUGAAAUAUUACUUUGAUUUUUUUUUUAAACAUUAAAUGCCAUGCAUGCAUGGCAUGCAUACUUUUCCCCCUUUAAUUCCCAUGAAUGGACAAAAUAUUAUGUACACAUGUCAUACAUUUGUGUUGCAUGAGGUUGAACAGUUAUUUAUGUUAUUGUACUGUACUGUACUUUGGUAUUGUCAUGUAAGUCUGUCUUUGUUAAUUAAUACUGUGAUUCUGUGAGAAUUCACAGAUCCAGUGUCUCCUUUUUAAUCUUCCCCUUAACAUUGCCGCCAUCAAGCCUCAAUGAUUUGUCGCGAAUGAAUGCCGCCGAAUCUGUCGUGUCGUCUUUUAGCAGUGCGUCAAGUGCAACUAGGGUGACCAGAUGUCCCAAAAAAUUCGGCACAGUCCCGAAAUCCAAGCAGUUGUUCCAAAUCCCGAAUCCUGCCCUAAUUGUCCGGAAAAUUAGAGCAAAGUCUCAAGAGCAGAUUCUUGAGUAGUUAUAGUCUGAUUGAACAUUAAAAAAAUGAUUUUCUAUUUGUAUUUUCGGGUUUCCAAGACAAGACAGUUGUUGAGUUUCUGAUUAUAAGUAAUACAUAAUUUUGGUGCGGAGUUUUGAAAUCUCUGUUAAGUACCAGGCAGCCACGACAAGCAGUGAUUUGAUUGGAUGCUGCUGAUGUUAAAGAGCAGACAUGACACCCUCCCACCUCCAGUCUCGUUCCGAAUUUUACCCAUUCUCAUCUGGUCACCCUGUGCAAAUUAUAUUGCCAUCCAAUUAGAUUGAAUUCAGUAUUGAUGACGCGAAAAAUAAUAACAGUAACUCCACUGAAAUUAUAAAAAAAAAAGUAACGAGCCAAUUUUUUAACAUUUAAGGAGUAGAAAGUGCCGAUAUUCGUGAUAAAAAUGUAAGUCGGCACAAAAAUGAAUAGUAAAGUAAAGUAAAAAUAUCUGAAAAAUCUACUUGAGUACAGUAAAGAAGUAUUUGUACUUUGUUACUUCCCAUCUCUGCUUUUCUUUUGACAUUAAAUGCCAUUUUUGCACAUUUAUGUACUUUGGUAUUGUCAUGUACGCCAUGUCUUUAUCAAUGAACACACUGUGAAAUAAAAUACACAUUAACCUAA
This is a messenger RNA of Perca flavescens (yellow perch), 4821 nucleotides long. Its product is annotated as NACHT, LRR and PYD domains-containing protein 12-like. Gene Ontology annotation, molecular function: protein binding. The record is from RefSeq and is a predicted model, not a curated record. Lineage: Eukaryota; Metazoa; Chordata; Actinopteri; Perciformes; Percidae. The transcript has 11 exons. Bases 84 to 2930 code for a protein of 948 amino acids.